Molecule: messenger RNA, 1602 nt
Organism: Talaromyces proteolyticus
Lineage: Eukaryota; Fungi; Ascomycota; Eurotiomycetes; Eurotiales; Trichocomaceae
Product: general substrate transporter
Exons: 5
Coding region: 1-1602 (533 amino acids)
Biological process (GO): transmembrane transport; carbohydrate transport
Cellular component (GO): membrane
Molecular function (GO): carbohydrate:proton symporter activity
Source: RefSeq, a predicted model, not a curated record
AUGGCCUCAACCGACGUCAAGAUGAGUGAGCCCAGAGUUGCCCAGCCAAUCGAAUUUCACGACAACAAGAGCGCUCUUUACCACCUGCGUCACAAUGGUCGUCUAAUCGUCACAGCUCUGCUGCUGUCGACAGCUUACUUCACCUUUGGCUAUGAUGGCUCUGUCGUCGGUGGCGUUAUCGCCAUGCCCUCCUUCAUCAAGCAAUUCGGUCAUGCUUCAACCAGUGGUGGUAACAUUCUCCCAGCCACCGAUGUUUCAAUGAUCACUUCUGUUCCCGUUGCAGGGAGCUUCAUUGGCUUCCUAAUCGCAACUUGGAUGGGAGAUAUAUUCGGACGCAAGAAAACAAUGUGGCUUGGUUGCUUGGUCAGUCUAAUCGGAGCUGCGAUUCAGACAGCUUCGAGCAACGUUGCUACCAUUACCGUUGGUCGCGCCUUUGCCAACAUCGCUAUCAUGAUCUUUCUGAGCAUGACGUCUUGCUUCUCAAACGAAAUAGCGCCUGCACCUGUUCGAGGAGCAAUCGUUGGCCUGUCGAUUGUCCUGAUUGACACGGCAUCUGUGGUCACUUCGGGUGUCAGCUGGGGCACACAUGAGAACCCGACAAGCUUUGCUUACCGACUUCCGCUCGGGCUUCAGGUUCUAUGGCCACUUCUGAUAGCAGCUGGUCUGACCUUUGUUUCGGACUCGCCAACAUAUUUCCUAAUUAAAGGAGACGAUAAUCGUGCUUACGCUAGUCUCCGCAAAGUCCGUCAAGGCUACACCGACGAUGAAAUCGAGCUGGAGAUGCAGAGCUUGAAGUACCAGGAAUCACUGCGCGCAGAGGAGACCGAAGUCUCAUGGUUCGAGCUAUUCAAGGGAACCAACCUUCGUCGAACUAUGCUUGCUCUCUCCAUUGGCAACUUUCAGCAAUUGUCCGGAAUUGCCUUUGCCACCAACUAUGCAACCAUCUUCUUAACCCAAAUUGGUUCAUCCAAUCCCUAUCUGUUGGUUCUGGGACUUAACAUCCUCAGUCUCGGUGGUGCUGUGUGCGGUCUCUUUGUCGUCGAUUGGAUGGGGCGACGUACCCUUGCCUUAUCCUCAUUCGUCGUUUUGUUCAUCAUCGACAUGGUUGUAGGAGGUGUGGCAUUCGCUGAUCAGACCAGUCCAAUCGUUGCAAAAAUCACCGCUGCUUUUUGUUUGAUGUUUGGAUUUUUCUUUGCAGCAGGGUUUGGUCCAUUGACGUACAUCAUCUCGUCGGAGAUGCCAACGGCCCGUCUUCGAAACAAGACUGGUGCUUUAACGUUCAUGAGCGUUUCCCUUUUCAACAUGGUUGUCACGUUCGUGCUUCCAUAUAUUGCCAAUGCUGACGAAGCCAAUCUUGCAGCCAAAACUUAUCUGAUCUUCGGUGGAUGGAUGCUUGGCUGCAUAAUAAUCACCUACUUCUGUUUACCCGAGACCAAAGGGCGGUCACCUGCCGAGCUGGACGAAAUGUUCAACGCUCGCGUUUCAACUAGAAACUUCAGAGGUUAUGUCUGCGCCGUUGCUCCAGAGCACGUCGAAGAAGCUAUGGGCAAAUGCCUCUCGUUGAAGGCCGGCGAAGGGGUGCAGAUUGAGAAGUUGGCCUAA